AUGAUUCCGGCUCACAUGCGGCGGCCCGGGCUCAUGGUUCCGGCCGCACUGCCCAAAGAUGGCCUCAGGACAACGGGGCAAAAGAAGCGCAAAGCCACGGGCCCACGAUGUCUUUUAUCACCCAAGAAGAACACUUCCGCAGCCUGUCACAGAGACGGAUCGCAAAGUACUAGUUCUGCUCCUGAUUCCGUGCGAGAGAAAGAUGCCUUUGUCUUCAGUAAUGGAGACGAACAACCAAAAAGUGAUAAAGAAAAGAUCAAGAUGGCUGUUUUGAGGAACAUCUCGCGGAUGCUCGCAGGGAACAACCAAAUUCGCCAAAGACUGAUGAGCCUCUCUCAGGUCCAGUGCAGCCACACACAGCCUACUUAA
Knipowitschia caucasica is the source of this 369-nucleotide messenger RNA. NCBI's taxonomy places the organism in Eukaryota, Metazoa, Chordata, Actinopteri, Gobiiformes, Gobiidae. The record is from the annotation of a GenBank genome assembly.